AUGAAAACUAUCACUUUUCUUAUUAUUUUGCCUCAGCUGAGUUACAACCUCGAGUUGACAUGUCUUUCUCAUGCUCCCACUUCUUCAAUCGAAACUUUCGAGAUCCCUGCGUCUCCCGUUUCACCUAAAUUUUUGGCUCGCUUGACUACAGAUUUGGCGAAUUUAAGCAUAAUUGACCGUGUGCAUCAGCAUUCUUCGUUAUCACCUGAGCGCCUAGAUCGCAUUGACGGUAAUGGAGGAUGCACGAAUCAUAGGCUAAAUGGAACAGACGCCUUAGGAAAAUCAGGUCCAAAAUCCGUCGAUCGUCUCUCCGAUCUGUUGAAUAGACAGAAGUCCACAAAUGGAAAGAGACCGUCCACAGAAUAUCAAUUCACACACGAAUUUCCAAUAACUGAGCUAUCUGACCUUUGUCGAUCUUUGAAAGAUUCAAAUUUGACUGCUCUCGAUAUUGCCGAUGUAACUGUCCCCAAUGGUCUAGCCUUACUUUGCCCGAAUCUUCCCAAACAAGUACCAAGUGCACCCCUACACAUUCAGGCUAUCCAAGCGGAGGAGGAAAAAGGCAGAUCUUGCUCUGCUAUUCCUCCCACACUCAGCUCAUCGGAUACCGGCAGUGUUCGUUCAGGCUCAACUAUCACUCGGCAGACUUAUACUGGUCGCCGUUUACGGAACCUACCACCACCACCGCUAUCCGUUGUUUCCGCCCUCUCAACUACCUCGACCACAGUUGCCGUCUCUAGACUACGAGGAGGUCCGCCGGCCGGACUGAGCCACCAGUCGAUGAUUGACACUGCAGAAACUAAUGCCCGACCGGACCUCGUCUGCAUGCCCCCAGAGCGAAUGAUCCAUCAUUUGCUUGAUGGCCUUUUACCAAAUACUACCUAUAAACCAAGCAUAAUGGACAUGUCCGGUAUAAGACUUCGUGUCCGUGCUAUUAAUGCCCAUGGUUCAGGUGUGUACUCCGGCGGACUUCGCUUCACUACAUUGACACCUUUGCCAGCCGCUCCUUCCUUCCUCCUUCCUCCUUGUGUUAAUUCGUUACAAUCAUCUUCAUCUUAUGCUUCUGGCCUUUCAUCUAUUCGAACAUCUGGACGCUCAAGUACUUUGAAUUGCGCUACUUUUAGUUGCUCCAUGCAUUCUGCGUCUGUAAUCCUUGUAGCCUCUGGCAACUCUUACUCUGUUCGUCUACAAUGGAGUCGGCCUGAUGGAUGCACACGGAUUCCCACAGGCACCUCGGCGACAAGUAUUUCUAAUCGUGCAAAUAAUUUGAGUCAAUCACGCCAUAUUUGCCGGCCGACCUCAGCUCAACCCGAUCUUGUAACAUGCUUACCAAGCCGCCUGAAUUCAGCAAGCGAAUUUGCUCCUCCAGGACCUGUUCAAACUGGGGUUCGGGGUUUGAUGCCGAGUGGCUUUUGUGGGAGGCGAGACUUUAACACUGAGCACCAGCAGCGACUGAUAUACACAUUGCAGAUGGCUAGGCAGCCAUUAACAUCGUACGAUAAUUAG
Molecule: messenger RNA, 1503 nt
Organism: Protopolystoma xenopodis
Lineage: Eukaryota; Metazoa; Platyhelminthes; Monogenea; Polystomatidea; Polystomatidae
Source: the annotation of a GenBank genome assembly